This is a messenger RNA of Aspergillus ochraceoroseus IBT 24754, 368 nucleotides long. RefSeq lists its product as uncharacterized. The coding region runs from base 108 to 368 and encodes 86 amino acids. The transcript is spliced from 4 exons. Lineage: Eukaryota; Fungi; Ascomycota; Eurotiomycetes; Eurotiales; Aspergillaceae. The record is from RefSeq and is a predicted model, not a curated record.
UAAUUCUACAGAUGAAGUUAUAAAUGGCAGAACCUACCCUUUUGAUAUAGCUCAAAACACCUCAGCUUUUCAAGCAUACUCAUAUCGCAUACCGGAUAGCCCCAAACAUGACCAAAGAUCUGACCUUUGACGUUCGUUACGAUAACGAGCUCGCACAUGAAUACUAUGGCGAAGGCAAGAAGCUAGCUGAUAAAAAUAUAUACCAGAACCAAAAUUUAGAAAUCCUGGACAAGUUUGAAUCUACGCUGACUACUCCGCCAGUUCACUUUAUGAAUGUUUUGGCUCCUGAUGAUGUGGAUAUGGAUGAACUCAAGAAUGUCAACAUCCCGCCAGGACUGAACAUUGAGAUUCUAGACUUUAGCAUGUAA